GUCCGCCAUGUUAGUGACUGACGCAGGCGCCAUUACAGGAGCAGUCUCUCUCGAGGUGGCUGUGUCAGCUUCAGUUUUCAGUCUUCACCACCGUUCGUGGGGGAGGGGGCGUUUAAGAGGCUUAUUUUAGUCACUAACUACCCGAGAUUAAAUUCCUUGAGCAAUGGGAGCGGGAAGGGCAACAGGGUGCUCCAACAUGUCUCCGCGUUUCGGCAGGGGAGAUCCCUCCGGGAAAGCAUAUUAUCAGCGCCUGCCCACCGUACGAAAAAUAACGUUUUCAUCCCCCCAUCUCUCUCCCAUGGCAUCCUAUAAUUAGCUUUUUUUUUUUUUUUUUUUCCAUUUUAGCAUUGGGUCAGAGGUCACGAGCCAGCUGAGCUCAAACCCUGGUGCAUUCUAAUCUCGUCAGGAGCCAGGCGCGUCACGAGACUUUUGCACAGUAGCCGCUUUCCUCUUCCUGCUGAAUUCCUGCUUUGCAGAUAGCACAAUGGCAGCCCGAGUACUUGUCAUUGGCAAUGGAGGACGGGAACACACGCUGGCCUGGAAACUUGCACAGUCUACUCAUGUCAAACAAGUGUUGGUUACCCCAGGAAAUGCAGGCACUGCCUGCUCUGAGAAGAUUUCAAAUACUGACAUAUCAAUCAGUGAUCAUGCUGCCCUUGUGCAGUUCUGCAAAGAUGAGAAAAUUGAAUUUGUAGUUGUUGGACCAGAGGCACCUCUAGCUGCUGGAAUUGUUGGGAACCUGAACUCUGUGGGAGUUCGGUGCUUUGGCCCCACAGCACAAGCAGCUCAGUUAGAGUCCAGCAAGAGAUUUGCCAAAGAGUUUAUGGACCGACAUGGAAUCUCAACUGCAAGAUGGAGAGCUUUCACUAAACCUAAAGAAGCCUGUGACUUCAUUAUGAGCGCAGACUUCCCUGCUUUGGUUGUGAAGGCCAGUGGUCUUGCAGCUGGGAAAGGGGUAAUUGUUGCCAAGAGCAAAGAAGAGGCCUGUGAAGCUGUCAGAGAGAUUAUGCAGGGUAAAGCUUUCGGAGAAGCAGGAGAAACAGUUGUCAUUGAAGAACUUCUUGAAGGAGAAGAGGUGUCUUGUCUGUGCUUCACUGAUGGACGGACUGUGGCCCCCAUGCCCCCAGCACAGGACCAUAAGCGAUUGCUGGAGGGCGACAAGGGCCCCAACACGGGAGGAAUGGGAGCCUACUGUCCAGCCCCUCAGGUUUCUAAGGAUUUGUUGCUAAAAAUUAAAAAUACUAUUCUUCAGAGGACAGUGGAUGGCAUGCAGGAGGAGGGUAUGCCAUACACAGGUGUCCUCUAUGCUGGUAUAAUGCUGACCAAGAACGGCCCCAAAGUUCUGGAAUUUAAUUGCCGUUUCGGUGAUCCAGAGUGCCAAGUGAUCCUCCCACUUCUUAAAAGUGAUCUUUAUGAAGUGAUUCAGUCUAUCUUAGAUGGCUUGCUCUGCACUUCUCUGCCUGUUUGGCUGGACAACUGUGCUGCUGUAACUGUGGUCAUGGCAAGUAAAGGUUAUCCAGGAGACUACACCAAGGGUGUAGAGAUAACAGGGAUUCCUGAGGCUCAGGCUUUAGGACUGGAGGUGUUCCAAGCAGGCACUGCCCUAAAAGAUGGCAAGGUGGUGACUAACGGGGGUAGGGUCCUUACUGUCACGGCCAUCAGGGAAAAUCUCAUCUCAGCUCUUGAAGAAGCCAGGAAGGGACUUGCCGCUAUAAAGUUUGAGGGAGCUGUUUAUAGGAAAGACAUCGGCUUUCGAGCCAUAGCUUUCCUCCAGCAGCCCAGGGGCCUGACUUACAAGGAAUCUGGGGUAGACAUUGCAGCUGGUAAUACGCUGGUCCAGAAAAUUAAACCUUUAGCGAAGGCCACCUCCAGACCAGGCUGUGAUGUUGAUCUUGGAGGUUUUGCUGGUCUUUUUGAUUUGAAAGCAGCUGGUUUCACCGAUCCUCUUCUGGCUUGUGGAACAGAUGGCGUUGGGACGAAACUGAAGAUUGCCCAGCAGUGCAGUAAACAUGACACCAUUGGUCAGGAUUUGGUUGCGAUGUGUGUAAAUGACAUUCUGGCACAAGGAGCAGAGCCCCUCUUUUUCCUCGAUUACUUUUCCUGUGGAAAACUUGACCUCCGUACUACUGAAGCUGUUAUCGCUGGGAUCGCCAAAGCUUGUAGAAAGGCUGGAUGUGCUCUCCUCGGAGGUGAAACGGCAGAGAUGCCUGGCAUGUACCCUCCUGGAGAGUAUGAUCUAGCUGGUUUUGCCAUUGGCGCCAUGGAGCGGGAUCAGAAACUUCCUCAACUGGAAAGAAUCACGGAAGGGGAUGCUGUUAUUGGAAUCGCUUCAUCUGGUCUUCACAGCAACGGAUUCAGCCUUGUGAGGAAAAUUGUAGCAAAAUCCUCUCUCGAGUACUCUUCUCCAGCACCUGAUGGCUGUGGUGACCAGACCUUAGGUGACUUACUUCUAACCCCAACCAGAAUCUACAGCCACUCACUGUUACCUGUCCUGCGUUCAGGACGUGUUAAGGCCAUUGCGCAUAUUACUGGUGGAGGAUUACUGGAAAACAUCCCCAGAGUCCUCCCUCAGAAAUUGGGGGUGAAUUUAGAUGCCCAGACCUGGAGGGUCCCCAGGAUCUUCUCAUGGUUACAGCAGGAAGGCCACCUCUCUGAAGAGGAGAUGGCCAGAACAUUUAACUGUGGGAUUGGGGCUGCCCUCGUGGUAUCAGAGGACCUGGUGAAGCAGACUCUGCAGGAUAUUGAGCAGCACCAGGAAGAAGCCUGCGUGAUCGGCAGAGUGGUUGCGUGUCCCGAAGGUUCUCCUCGUGUGAAAGUCGAGCAUCUGAUUGAAACCAUGCAAAUAAAUGGAUCAGUAUUGGAGAAUGGAACCCUGAGAAAUCAUUUCUCUGUUCAACCGAAAAAGGCAAGAGUAGCUGUCUUAAUUUCUGGGACAGGAUCGAACCUCCAAGCUCUCAUAGACAGCACUAGGGAGCCAAGGAGCUUGGCACACAUUGUCGUUGUGAUCUCCAACAAAGCUGCAGUGGCUGGCUUAGAUAAAGCAGAAAAAGCCGGGAUUCCCACGAGAGUAAUUAAUCAUAAAUUAUAUAAAAAUCGUGCAGCAUUUGACACUGCAAUUGACGAAGUCCUUGAAGAGUUCUCCACAGACAUAGUCUGUCUUGCAGGAUUCAUGAGAAUUUUGUCUGGCCCCUUCGUCAGAAAAUGGAAUGGGAAAAUGCUCAAUAUCCACCCAUCCUUGCUCCCUUCUUUUAAGGGUUCAAAUGCCCAUGAACAAGUCCUGGCCGCUGGGGUCACAAUCACCGGGUGCACCGUGCACUUUGUAGCUGAAGAUGUAGAUGCUGGUCAAAUUAUCUUACAGGAAGCCGUUCCAGUGAAGAGGGGUGACACUGUUGAAACUCUAUCUGAGAGAGUAAAAUUAGCAGAACAUAAAAUAUUUCCCUCAGCCCUCCAGCUGGUGGCCAGUGGAGCUGUGCGGCUUGGAGAAAAUGGCAGAAUCUGUUGGGUCACAGAGGAGUGAAGCGUCAUCCCCCCGGGAAUGGAGACAGCUGAGAGCAUUGUAGGUGCUGCAGGGGGACUUUUUAUCCUGGACUCCACCUAAAAGAUGUGUGAGACAUCUGUGUGUUGCCUCCAGUGGUCUUUCAGGUUUUACCUGUCUGGGGCCUUCUUGUUCAUAAUCAAACUAGGCCUUCAGAAUUCCUUUUACUCUUAGCCAAGUAUUAUACCCAAACUUAGUCUUUUCUUUUUCAAAGAGCUAACAAGUCUAAUAAGUUAGUAUCUUGUCCCCAUAUUGUAUAUCUGUACUAAUUUGAAUGGAGACUUCUCGAAUUAUUCUGAUCAUAAGUUGGUAUCAUAAAAUUUCUGGGUAGUUCCCAUAGAGGGAUAGUGUUCUCUGUGCUUUGAAGAAUCAUUACACUUUCCUCUAAUAAUUGACGAUUUCUAUAAUACCCAGAUUUCAGCUUCACAGUUUGGGAGGAUAGAAGGCAAUCUACUCAGACUAAUAAAGCGUUUAUUUUUUUUUUAUGUUAUUUAAUUAUUGCAAUAGUAAUUUUCUGUUUUUCAUAGACAUGUACAGAUUCCACAGUGUUAUGGAUUAAACAGUCUUCUGUCUAAAAAGCA
This is a messenger RNA of Bubalus bubalis (water buffalo), 4116 nucleotides long. RefSeq names its product phosphoribosylglycinamide formyltransferase, phosphoribosylglycinamide synthetase, phosphoribosylaminoimidazole synthetase (gene GART). The transcript has 22 exons. Bases 485 to 3517 code for a protein of 1010 amino acids. Gene Ontology annotation, biological process: 'de novo' IMP biosynthetic process; adenine biosynthetic process. Gene Ontology annotation, cellular component: cytosol. NCBI's taxonomy places the organism in Eukaryota, Metazoa, Chordata, Mammalia, Artiodactyla, Bovidae. The record is from RefSeq and is a predicted model, not a curated record. Gene Ontology annotation, molecular function: phosphoribosylglycinamide formyltransferase activity; metal ion binding; phosphoribosylformylglycinamidine cyclo-ligase activity.